Molecule: messenger RNA, 1530 nt
Organism: Durio zibethinus
Lineage: Eukaryota; Viridiplantae; Streptophyta; Magnoliopsida; Malvales; Malvaceae
Source: RefSeq, a predicted model, not a curated record
AUGCUGCAGAAAGAACUAAUAUUCUGUUUAAUCUUGUUGCCGAAGCAAACACCGCAAGAUGCAAAUAACAAUAGUAUGAUUUCAAGUAGUCUUUCUUUGUUGAUGAGGCUAUCAGAAAUGCAGUUCAAGGCGCCUUGGUCACUUCAAAUUUCCACCCAUGUUGCUGUCGUUCUUCUCUUAUGCUUCAAUCUUACAAGUCCUUUCUUUCUUGGUUCAGCAGCCUUGGCAAUUAAUGGAAAUGAAACAGAUCAACAGGGUUUGCUCCAGUUUAAGGCCAAGAUAACUGGUGAUCAGCUUGGGAUUAUGCGUUCGUGGAACAACAACGUCCAUUUUUGCCAAUGGCGUGGUGUUAAAUGCGGACGACUACAUCAGAGAGUUACCAGGUUGGACUUGCCAGCACUGAAACUAAUGGGACCAAUAUCACCUUAUGUUGGAAACUUGAGCUUUCUACGGGUAUUAAGUCUUCGCAACAACGGCUUCAUUCAAGAACUUCCUCAAGAAAUCGGCCGUUUACAUAGAUUGGAAGAACUAAAUCUUCAUAGAAACCUCAUAGUUGGUGAAAUUCCUUCCAAUAUAUCUGGUUGUUUGAAGCUCAAACAUCUUUACAUUGAACACAAUCUGCUAGUUGGAGAAAUACCUGCUGCACUUGGCCACUUGUCAAACCUGAAGGAAUUAAGCUUUAGCAACAACACAUUAAGAGGGAGUAUCCCUCCUUUUUUAGGGAACUUGUCAUCUCUGGAGAUAAUCUAUCUGCCUCUAAAUAGGUUGUCUGGGAUUAUCCCUGAAGCUCUUGGGCAACUGAAGAAUCUUACCACUUUUGCCGCGGCAAUUAAUAAAUUGUCUGGUAUGGUUCCGUCCUCACUUUUUAAUCUCUCUAAUGUCACAAAACCUGAUAUUGGGGAAAAUAACUUUCAUGGAAGUCGUCCCUCACAAUUGGGAGUCAACAAGCCAUAUCUUGAACUGUUUUCUGAUAGCCAGAACCAACUGAGUGGACUAUUCCCUCCUUCAAUAACAAAUGCCUCUAACCUCAUCAAUCUUCAGGUUUAUGGAAACAAAUUUACUGGAAAGAUAGCUUCAUUCCGAAAGCUAGAAAAAUUGCAAAGAUUGAAUGUUGCUGACAAUCUUCUUGGUAGUGAGGGAGCAAAUGACUUAAACUUCCUCUGCUCUUUAACUGGUGCCACCAGCUUGGAAUAUGUAAAAAUCAGUUACAACAGCUUUGGAGGGAUAUUACCUGAGUGCAUAAGCAAUUUGUCAACUGCUAUCACCUUUUUUGCUAUGCAAGACAAUAACAUAGUCGGGACAAUACCAGCAGGAUUUGGAAAUCGAAUCGACUUGGAGGUGCUGGAGGCAGGAGGAAAUCAAUUAUCAGGUACCAUUCCAUCUGUGAUUGGCAGGCUUCAAAAGCUAAAAUUAUUUGCUGUAAACAUUAAUUCCAUCUCUGGAUCCGUCCCCACUUCAUUAGGAAAUUUAAAGAUGUUGAUCGAGUUGUAUCUAAAUGACAACAAUCUUCAAGGCGAAAUUCCUCCAUGA